GGAUGCGGAGGAGGGUGACGCAGGAGCUAUCCAGCUCCCAGCUCUCCAUCCACCGACAUCAAGGCCCAGACUGUACCAAGCUCGUCCGCUGCUCCUUGGUGAGUCCGGAACUGACGGCCAGUCCUCUGUCAGCCGAGACACGUUAAAAAUGGUCUCCAGGAUGGUCUUGACCAUGCUCUCUGGCCUUUUGUUUUGGCUGUUGUUUGGAUGGACUCCAGCAUUUGCUUACAGUCCACGGACCCCUGACCGGGUCUCAGAAACAGAUAUCCAGAGGCUGCUCCAUGGUGUUAUGGAGCAGCUGGGUAUUGCUAGGCCCCGCGUAGAAUACCCAGCUCACCAGGCCAUGAAUCUUGUGGGGCCACAGAGCAUCGAAGGUGGAGCUCAUGAGGGUCUUCAGCACCUGGGUCCUUUUGGCAACAUCCCUAAUAUUGUGGCAGAGUUGACUGGUGACAACAUCCCUAAGGACUUCAGUGAGGAUCAGGGCUACCCAGACCCUCCAAAUCCCUGUCCUGUUGGGAAAACAGCAGAUGAUGGAUGUCUAGAAAACACCCCUGACACUGCAGAGUUCAGUCGAGAAUUCCAGUUACACCAACAUCUUUUUGAUCCGGAACAUGACUACCCUGGAUUGGGAAAAUGGAACAAGAAACUCCUUUAUGAGAAGAUGAAGGGAGGACAGAGACGGAAGCGAAGGAGUGUUAAUCCAUAUCUUCAAGGAAAGAGGCUGGACAACGUUGUGGCCAAGAAAUCUGUCCCCCAUUUUUCAGAAGAGGAUAAGAACCCAGAAUAAAGAGAUGCUGGGUGGAAACCCACGCCCCACAAAGUUCAUGUGCAUGCAUUCCUAGAGGCUCCGUGAAUGGUAGCAUGCUUCUUAUAUAGAUAAUUAUGGAUGAAAAGCAGCUGUGCUUGCAUUGUCCUCUGCACCCGAUGGCUGUGCUUUCUGCUAAAUUAGAAUAAGAGCUAUUUUUCUUUUCUUUUCUUUUUUAUGUGGCUCUGCAAGAAGCAUUAAAAUUAAAAUGUAUAUGUCAAGUAUAAUAAAAACAAGGAUAUGAAAUACUUGAAUUUCUUGCAGUUUGGGGGUGUGCUAUUUUGGCCAAGUCUGUAAAAAGCUAACAUUUGAUUUCGAUUAUGUAGUGCAUCUAGCCCUUGGGCCUUGUUACACACCAAUAAAGAAGUUUGUACUCUAGGGGAGGGGCUAACACAUCUCCCUUGGCUGCAUCUUAAUAAAUGUGUAUGCAAGCA
Messenger RNA from Nannospalax galili (Upper Galilee mountains blind mole rat), 1239 nucleotides. RefSeq names its product secretogranin V (gene Scg5). Bases 149 to 787 code for a protein of 212 amino acids. Gene Ontology annotation, cellular component: secretory granule. The record is from RefSeq and is a predicted model, not a curated record. NCBI's taxonomy places the organism in Eukaryota, Metazoa, Chordata, Mammalia, Rodentia, Spalacidae. Gene Ontology annotation, molecular function: enzyme regulator activity. Gene Ontology annotation, biological process: neuropeptide signaling pathway; regulation of hormone secretion. The transcript is spliced from 6 exons.